This is a messenger RNA of Fusarium odoratissimum NRRL 54006, 1209 nucleotides long. RefSeq lists its product as uncharacterized. The transcript is spliced from 2 exons. NCBI's taxonomy places the organism in Eukaryota, Fungi, Ascomycota, Sordariomycetes, Hypocreales, Nectriaceae. The record is from RefSeq and is a predicted model, not a curated record. Bases 96 to 1103 code for a protein of 335 amino acids. Gene Ontology annotation, molecular function: cyclin-dependent protein serine/threonine kinase regulator activity. Gene Ontology annotation, cellular component: centrosome; cytoplasm; nucleus. Gene Ontology annotation, biological process: regulation of cyclin-dependent protein serine/threonine kinase activity; mitotic cell cycle phase transition.
UUUGACUAAAAUGAGAUUAUAUGGCAUCUAUCCUCAAUGCAUAGCUGCGACUGCGAAAGUUAUUUUAAUCUCUCUGCCGAAAGUCUUGCAGGAAAAUGAAUAGCCGAACUGACAUACACGAACAAAGAUCGAAAGAAAGAGUCGAAGAAAUGGGGGAAGUCAAACUAGUAACAAUGGGCUCAGAAGCAAAGGAAAGCAUGAUCGACUUUCCAGAAAAGUCAGCAAUUUCUCUAUUUUCCACUGCCGGUUCUCCUGUCACGAAUCAAGAAAAGGUGGAAGCAUCUAGCUCUGCCGAUAUACUGCUAUGGGAGGAAGGUGACUACCUGGAAGAUAUUAUGCAGCACCUUGCUCACAUGGAGAGUGUGACCCUUCCAAACGUUUCCAUGAUCGAAAAGCAAAUGCAAAUUACGUGGCAACUGCGGUCAAGCCUCAUUGAUUUUGUAGUUCAGUCACACCAGUACUUUCGUCUUUCCCCACAGGUUCUGUUUCUUUCAGUCAAUCUGAUCGAUCGAUACUGCUCGAGAAAGCAGAUUGGCAAAGAAUAUUACUUGUUGCUUGGGAGUGCCGCGCUCUGGAUUGCUUCCAAAUAUGACGGCAAAGCCUACCAAGGGAAAGGUUUCGCGCGUCCAUCGGCCAAAGAGAUAAGCGAACUGUGCAAUGGCAUGUUUGAUGAACAUAUGAUAGCUCAGAUGGAGAUAUCGAUCCUCUUCACCUUAGAUUGGGUACUAGGUCAUCCAACAACUGACCAAGGUAUCAAGUUCUUGCUGGUAGGAGAGCCUGAAAAUAAGGAACUCGCUAGUAUGGCAGCUUAUUUGUCUGAAAUAUCGCUUUACCAUCGAGAGUUUGUUGGGAUCAAGCCUUCUGUUAUUGCCGAAUCAUGCUGCAUGCUCGCCAAGAUUAUCCUAUACGGAAGUCUAUCCAUAGGGGAUAACACAGAGGCUGUGGUGAUGGAAACUUUGAAUUCUCUCUGGAAACACGUUUGCCAACCUCCACCAGCUAUUUCCGAGAAGUAUUUAAGGCAGAACCGACACUAUGUAGCGCAGAUAGUGUUUAGUCGCCUGGCAGAUUCAACAGGUCAUGCAACGUAUGAUAGACAGGCAUAAAGGAAGGUCGUGGAAAUCGACAAUCUCAUAGGAACUUGGUCGCAUUGUCAUAAUAUUAUUGUAGAAUUAAGGUAAAAGGAAAACAAUUCAGACCUACUAAUAAUAG